GGUUUUUGGCAGCGAUGGAGAGAUGCGCCACGGCGCCGCCGUCCGGGUACCUGGACAGCUUCAGCACAUUCGAGGCGCCGUUCCGGCCUGGUAUGCGAUACAUACCACAUGAUCUUGGCUAUGAAGCUCCCUAUCGACCGGGCAAGGCCGUGUCCUUCCCCGACGCCAAAGGUCGCGUAUCAAGCUUGGAUGAUGGAUUGGUCGCGCGCACUCCAACUCUGACGAUUCACGAUCGCUAAAUCGUUGCCAGGAGAUUUUGAUUGAGAUUCUUCGUCGAGUUUCUCUCUCCGAGUCGUCUGCAAGCUCGGCAACUUUGGUGGAGGCCUGGCAUCAAACGUGUUGAUCCUGGAAGUGGUUCUCUGAGUGAGAGGCCUUUCAAACCAAGCUUGCGUAUGGUACCUGGUCCCGAGGACAACAAGCUCGCGUUAUGGAAGUCGAGCAUACACAGUGUUGAUCACGUAGACGAGAGCCUUGGGGAUUCCAAGUGGAAGUCCUCGCGGCAUCGGCCCUCGAUAUUUUCCGAGUGGUAUCUUGAGGAGACUGCCAACCCCGAGUGGCGAUCCACCAGGAAGCCUGGAACGUAUUUACACCAGCCCGAGUGGAUUCCACCCUUCCGGGAGUACGAAGGCAAAGUUCCUCGUCGGUUCUAUUCGAUUGUUCCUGGUGAAGCAGCGAGAGCGGCAGCUGCAGCCGGUGCUGCCGCUGGAGCUGCCGGUGCUACGAGCAGAGGCGGCCCAGUUGGGAAAAGAAAAAGCAAAGUUUACAACCAGUUCGCAACGACUUUACACUACGACGAGAACAAGAGAUUUGUGGGAGGGAUCAAGAUCGUCCCGAGGCCUAAGAGUGAUACUCUGGGGCCUUUCGCGUCAGAGCAGACACCCAGGACAAAGAGGCAGUUUACCAGUCACAUUUGUCACACAGAUGGCGUUAGCAUUCUCAUGAAUCACAACCAGGAUAAGGACUACAACUCGUACAUAUUCCACUAGAGUACUCGCAAUCGU
Molecule: messenger RNA, 1001 nt
Organism: Selaginella moellendorffii
Lineage: Eukaryota; Viridiplantae; Streptophyta; Lycopodiopsida; Selaginellales; Selaginellaceae
Exons: 5
Coding region: 393-986 (197 amino acids)
Source: RefSeq, a predicted model, not a curated record